Messenger RNA from Arabidopsis lyrata subsp. lyrata, 2987 nucleotides. RefSeq names its product histidine--tRNA ligase, cytoplasmic. The transcript is spliced from 6 exons. The record is from RefSeq and is a predicted model, not a curated record. The coding region runs from base 73 to 2748 and encodes 891 amino acids. Gene Ontology annotation, cellular component: mitochondrion. Gene Ontology annotation, biological process: mitochondrial translation; histidyl-tRNA aminoacylation. NCBI's taxonomy places the organism in Eukaryota, Viridiplantae, Streptophyta, Magnoliopsida, Brassicales, Brassicaceae. Gene Ontology annotation, molecular function: ATP binding; histidine-tRNA ligase activity.
GAGAAGGUGUAAACGUCGCCGAUUAAACUAGAAAACCCUAAUCACUCCGGCUUCAGCUCUCUCUGUGUAAUAAUGGCGGCGGAGAGAUCGUCCAUCACUCUCGGAGGGAAAGGUUCUUCUUUCACUUCUUCCUCCGUUUACAAGGUUGCUUCCGGCGUCGCUAAUGUACGAAUUGACUCUUCUGCGAUCGAGAGAUUCUCCACUAGAAACCUUCCAUCGAUCAAAAGAAGCUCCUUUGGUAUCCCUCAAGGUUUAACGAACGAAGAAACUCGAGCUUCUUUGGCUGUUCUCUUAAACAAGCUUAUUUUGUCGACUUCUGGUCCUCCUUCUUCCUCCACCGCUCGUUCUGUUCUUCCGCUUAAGAUUUUAGAGAUUCUGAAUUCGAAGGCUCAGAGUUUGGAUUUGGGUGAGAUUGAUGUGACUGAAGGGGAAAACAUUGUGUUGGAGAAGUCUUCUGCUCCGUUGAUUGGACUCUGUUCUAUUAUAGAUCACAAAUCGACGACUCUUUCCCAGAUUGUGGAUUCUGUUGCUGCUUUGAGUUGUGAGGUUACAAAGGCUGAUAUAGCUUCGUUUAGCUUGUUGGAUUCUGGAGAUGGGAAUAGUGAUAAAGAUGUGAUUGGUGUUGCUGGUGAUCUCAAGGUUUUGCUUAACGGGUAUAAAGGUGUAGGGAAGUUAGAAAUCGAAGAGAUUUCGAAAAUCCCUUGGAUUCAUGGGAAAUUCAGGUAUGUGGUGAAAAGUGUGCAUUCUGAUGCUAGGAGAGAAUUGAAUUCCGGUGUUAAAGGAGGCAAAACUGGGUCUGGAAACACUGGUAUUGGUGAGGCUUUAGGGACAACAUUGUUACCUUUGUUAACGGCGAUUAAAAACUUGGGUGUGUGUUCGUUCCUUCGUGCUAAGCUUUGUUUCGAGAAGAUUGGGAAUGAGAAUCUGAAGAAUUGUUUGUCUGAAGUGUUCGAAAAUAGCUAUGUUGAGUUUGAGAAACUAAAGAAUAGCUAUAAGUUAGCUUAUACUGCUCAUUUGGAAGAGGAUUACUGCAAAUUUGCUCACGAACUGAAUGAGUCUCUGGGUAUUGUAUGGAGAAUUGUUGGUUUGGAGGCAGUUACUGCGUUUUUUCCUCUUGCUGGUGGAGAAUUGUUUGUUCAGAAGAGCGGAGAUGCGGACAAAGAAGAGUCGAAGAACGAUAAGAAAAAAAAGAAGAAUGAGAAAAAAACAGUUGUGGGGAAGGGGACAAGUGUAGUUAUCCAGUUUAUCAAAGAUAGAUUGGUGAGUAAUGAGGCAGCAAGUGAUGGUGACCAGAUGCAUUCAUUGAAGCAAAUCAAGCAAUGGGUGGAGCAAAUCUUAAAUCUUUUCAACCCCGAGGGUCGUGGUUUUGAUAGCUUCUUGGAUAAAGUGAAAGAGAUUGUAGAAAGUAAUGAAAACAGGAGACUUCCCAAGCUUCCAAAGGGAACUCGAGAUUUCGCUAAAGAACAAAUGGCAGUCCGAGAAAAAGCCUUUUCAAUCAUACAAAACGUUUUCAAGAGGCACGGUGCAACUGCACUUGAUACUCCUGUUUUUGAAUUGAGAGAGACCCUUAUGGGAAAGUACGGAGAAGACUCAAAAUUGGUUUAUGAUAUUGCUGAUCAGGGUGGAGAGCUUUGCUCUUUACGAUAUGAUUUAACUGUUCCAUUUGCACGGUAUGUGGCUAUGAAUGGAAUCACAUCAUUCAAAAGAUACCAAAUAGCAAAGGUGUACAGAAGGGAUAAUCCAUCUAAAGGGAGAUACAGAGAGUUUUAUCAGUGUGAUUUUGAUAUCGCUGGUUUGUUCGAACCAAUGGGACCCGAUUUUGAAAUUGUCAAGAUAUUAACUGAACUCCUCGAUGAAUUGGAGAUUGGAGAUUAUGAGGUGAAACUGAAUCACCGCAAGUUGCUUGAUGGAAUGCUAGAGAUAUGUGGAGUACCACCUGAGAAAUUCAGGACCAUCUGUUCGAGUAUCGACAAGUUAGACAAGCAGUCGUUUGAGCAAGUGAAGAAAGAAAUGGUGGAGGAGAAGGGCUUGUCUUCAGAGAUUGCAGACAGAAUUGGCAACUUUGUUAAGGAGAAGGGAGCUCCUUUGGAGCUAUUGUCUAAACUGAGACAAGAAGGGAGUGAGUUCUUAGAUAACCAGUCAUCAAGAGAAGCUCUGGAUGAGUUGAGUAUCAUGUUUGAAGCUCUUGAAAGAUCAAAGUGCAGUCACAGAAUAGUCUUUGAUCUAAGUCUAGCUAGAGGUCUUGAUUACUACACGGGCGUCAUCUUUGAAGCUGUUUGUAUAGGAGCAGAGGUGGGAUCAAUUGGUGCUGGUGGGCGAUACGAUAACCUUAUAGGAAUGUUUGGAACAAAGCAAGUCCCUGCGGUUGGGAUGAGCCUGGGAAUCGAGAGAGUGUUUAACAUAAUGGAAGAGCUUAACGAGAAACAGAAACAAGUGAUUCGACCAACGGAGACACAGGUUUUGGUUAGUAUAAUGGUGGAUAAUAAACUAGCGGAAGCAGCAGGACUGGUAAGUCAGUUAUGGGAUGCUAAGAUCAACGCAGAGUAUCUAGUGAGUAAGAGGAAGGAAAAGCAUUUCAAUCGAGCAAAGGAAUCAGGGAUUCCUUGGAUGGUGAUGGUAGGAGAAAAGGAACUCAGUGGAGGUUUUGUGACAUUGAAGAAGCUCGAGAAGGGAAGUGAAGAGAAAGAAGAUCAAACAUGUUCUAGAGAUAGUUUCGUGGGAGAAUUGUUGAAACUACUGAGUUGUUGAAAAGAGAUGAAAGGUACACACUCGCUCCCUGGUUCGAUGCCCAGAAAAAAGGAAUCAUACUGUGUUUUGCAUUUUUUUACUCUUUUUUUUUGUGUCGUAUGUUUGAUAUUGGUGUUUUGAAUCUGAUGGGAAAAGCAUGACUUGUGAUGAUAAGAACUUAUUAGAGAUUUUGAUGUUGAUGAGGUUUUUCGUAUUUGAAUAUUUAGAGUAGAUGAAUUUUGAUUGAUGAUGUGAGAUCA